AUGGGGGACGAUGUGAAACGCCUAGCACUGAUAGACGCCAAUAAAUACAAUACAAUGAUGCAAACCAUAGAAAAACUAGUAUCGGACAAAAAAAUUCUGGGCGAUGCAAAACAAACAGCAGCCGAAGGGGAACUAAUUGAAGGUCAUGCAACCAUGGUUGAUAGCGUGAAACGUAAUGCACCCUAUGCUACAGAUGACAUUAUUAAUUAUGUAAAGAAACGAAAAAAUUAUUUAAAAGAAAAAAAAGAACCCGCUGCUGCUGCCGAUGAUGAUGGUGAUGAAGGUGAUAAUCCUCGUCGAUCUGCUUUAAAACCUGGAUCCUUAGCACGUUCAGAAUUUUUAAUACGGGGUCAUCUUAAAAAAGUAGGAGUUGUUGAAACACAUAAAGGUGUAAAAUUUGGUGGUAAAACAUUACCCAUUGCUUAUGACGACAUGAUAGCUGAUCUUACAAAAAAUGUUAAAAAAACAAAUACGAAUUUAACAUCGGAUCAGCAUACAAAAUUAUUAAAAGAAUUAAAAAAGACACAUAUGCCCGUUACUUAUAUACGCAGCGAACAUCUUCGAAAUCAGUACCGAGAAAUUGGCGGUAGUGAUACACCGACAACGUCGCGACAAGAACCACCACCACCACCACUAACUUAUUCCUCACCACGAGGUCCUCUAAUGUUUUCCGGGCGUAGAAAAGGAUCCGUGCGUGGCUAUAUGUUUGAUACUUAA
This is a messenger RNA of Paramuricea clavata, 717 nucleotides long. The record is from the annotation of a GenBank genome assembly. Lineage: Eukaryota; Metazoa; Cnidaria; Anthozoa; Malacalcyonacea; Plexauridae.